CUGAGUGACCUGUGCCACUCACUCUCGCACGCCAUACGCCACGAGCUCCCCUCCGGCCCACUGUGUCUCAUGAUCCAUCACUGCGACCGCGACCAGCCGCACAGCCACGUGACGAUCAUGCGCAGCACGACGGUCACCCUCAAACCACCCGACGUGCCGCCCACACACACCCUGACGUCUGCGACGGUCCACGCCGUGAUGCUGCACAUCAAGACCAACAACCCCUCGAUGCAGCUGCCCGUGGCGUCCAAGAUCGUCAAGCUCUGUGUGGCCAUGGCCUCAGACGGGUUGGGCCGUGGAUUCGUUUCGUUGCAGGUAGGUGUGCCAGUCAGUCACGUGGUGUGUAUCUUGUGUGAGUGUAUCUUCUGUGUGUGUGUGUCUCUUGUCAGCGAGGCGAGGACAUGAUGCUCAGGGUGGGUUGCGGCCCGACCGACUCACGCUGGUACUUGGCCGACAUCGAGACGAAGGUGGCGGAUGACAUUGAGCUGUGGGCCAUCCGCUGAGCACAGCAAGACAGACAGACAGACAUCGAUCGCAUGUGAUGGGUGCGACACGACUUGUUCAUGAUGCGUGUCUGUUCAUGGACUGAAAGUUUGGAUGAAGGAGUUGAUCGACCG
This is a messenger RNA of Vitrella brassicaformis, 617 nucleotides long. NCBI's taxonomy places the organism in Eukaryota, Vitrellaceae. The record is from the annotation of a GenBank genome assembly.